GGCGGCGGCGGCGGCGGCGAGGAGCGGGAUCGGGAUCGGGAUCCGGGCGCGGGGCGGCCCGAUGCGGAGCUGCUCCUGCUGCACCCGGAGCUGCUCUCGGAGGAGUUCCUGCUGCUCACGCUGGAGCAGAAGAAUAUACCUGUUGAAAACGAUGUAAAGAGGGACAAGGAUGGACUCACGGAUCUCUAUGUUCAACAUGCUAUACCACUGCCCCAGCGGGACUUACCAAAAAACAGAUGGGGAAAAAUGAUGGAAAAGAAGAGACAGCAAAAUAACUUGAAAAGUGAAAAUAAAAGUGUUACAGCAGUGGAAGGCUUGAGAAAACGGCCGCUCAUUGUGUUUGACGGCAGCUCAACGAGCACCAGCAUAAAAGUGAAGAAGACCGAGAACGGAGCYGCCGACCGCCUCAAGCCUCCCCCAGGCGGGAGCACCACCAACACCGUUAGGAGAUUAUCCGGUCCUUCAAACGCCUCCACGUACAUUUCAGCUUCUAGUUUAUCAGAGGACACUAAGCUGGAACCUGGGAAUAACGAGGCUAAGCAGAACAGUAUUUCAAAGACUGAUAGCAAUGUGUUGGCUAGCUUGAAGGUGUAUCCUUUGUCCUCAGUAGCUGGAACUACAGUUGUGAAGUUAAAGCGAGCUGUUCCAAAAGAAGAAUCUGACUUGGGGAAUGACCUAAAGCCUACAGAAGCAAAGAAGAAAAUCCAGCACGUUACAUGGCCAUGAAGUAGCAAAUGGUGCUCAAAACAUAAAUACUGCUUCCAUAUUUUUUGAUCAGAUAAGUCAUAUUCGAACCGUUUAGUUCACUUAUUUUUAGACUUUACAGGGAUUGAUUCAGAUUGCCGUGGAGUUUUAACAAGUUUAAAAUUUUCCUAUGGUAAAGCUGACGUCAUUAUCACCGGUCACCUUAAGAGUGUCUGCUAUUGUUCACUGAGUGCUUCAUUCCCCCUUUAAAAGGUGGUAGUAUUACAGUAUACUAAACGCCUUUGUUUUCAGUUCUCAAGUUUGUUAUAGUUCAUCUCCUGCAUGUCCCUACAAAUCAUGCAUCUAAUAUGAAUUUUUUUUUAUUUGUUUUCGGCAAGCUUCAAUUUUGAUCCACUUUUGGUUAAAUAGUUAAAAUUGUUACUAAACUCAUGAAGUUUCUUGGCUUCAUAAAGGUAAUUAAUUUAGAUGAAGAGAYUGGCCAUUCUGCUGACCAGAUAACCUGAGGCAAUUUUCUUUUUUUUCYUUUUUGUUACGCAGAACAGAGGCGUAGAAUUUACAGGCAGAUUGGGUUGGUAAUAAGAGAUGAACUAUGUAACAGCUCUGCUUCAAAUUGAAGUUGCUCUUAUUGUCAUACGAAAUGCACAGGCGCAUUUCGUGGUGGUGGAAGCUUCGUGGUGGAAGCUUGUUACUAGGCUGUCUGUGAGGGGUCUUUGAGAGGAAGUGAUGAAUGGAUUAGUGCCACGCUCUUUUAUAUACACAGAGGCAGAUUCUGGACAUAGGUUAAAUGUGCCAGUAUGCCUGGGUAGCAUAUUUGMUCGCUUUCCUGGUUACAAUCAUGCUCAUAAAAUAUGAGAGGAACAUGUGGAAUGCAGGUGAGGGCUACCUGGAAGCUGGAGAGGAAGAGGAAUAUUGAUGUACGGAGUUGGACUCUUAAAUAAAUAAAUAAGUCUUUAUCUUCUCUUCCUGUGAUUAUUGGAGGUAGACAUUGAUUUUUCUGUAUGGAUUUCCGUGGGGUAAUUGUUAGUGCCAUAUGCAGCAGGAAUCCAAUUGAGUCGAUGGAAAAAAAAAAUCUUAUUAAUUUGUUGUGGCUAAGAAUGAAGCCAGUACAGAUCCAUUUAAGAUGGAUGAGGUAAAACAUAAUGCUUCCAGAUUUGCUUUAAAAAUUACUUCUGAGUGAACUUCAGAUUUGCAGAAAUCCUGGUGUUUGCUUAGUUAACCCACUAAGAGAUGCUGUCAGUAGUGACCUGAAAGCUUGUUUACAUUUUAAAUAUUUAGCAUUGGAAGCAAAAUCUGUAGCGUAACCAUUACUGACAGAAACUCUCCAUUCACUGUUACGACGUAAAAGGCACUUCUGGAAUGCUGUAAAACRGUUAGAAUGUGUGUUUGGACAUGUCAUGUGCUGUUUCCCUUUUACUAAACACUUGUGCAGGUUUUGUACUCGAGUACAGCAAACUUUAACGUAAUGUACAUUUUGUAUGUAAAGAGUUGUCUUUUAAG
This is a messenger RNA of Nothoprocta perdicaria, 2202 nucleotides long. It is a transcript of the gene TSLIG2, whose product is annotated as chromosome unknown C2orf49 homolog. Gene Ontology annotation, biological process: embryonic morphogenesis. Lineage: Eukaryota; Metazoa; Chordata; Aves; Tinamiformes; Tinamidae. The annotation marks the transcript as partial. The record is from RefSeq and is a predicted model, not a curated record. Gene Ontology annotation, cellular component: tRNA-splicing ligase complex. The transcript has 4 exons.